AACAUUGGGUACCCAAGUAUAUUAGCCAUAAAUUACCCCAUCAUUGAUCUAGGGUAUAUAAAGACAACUGCAAAGUAGAGAGGAAACCUCGAAUUCUGAUCUGUUCGCUUCUAAUAGCUCGUCACCCCAACGCUAAAGGGGCCUUCGAGAUGGCGGGUCAAGAAAAACCACGUAUAAUAUUAGGCCUUAUGGUCAUUGGGCCUGAGGGAAGCCCUGGAACGCGCAUGACAGGUUUAGACAACUUGAAGCAAGCCUUCGAUAUAUUUCAAGCACGUGGUUAUAAGGAGCUCGACACUGCCCGUAUUUACAUCGGGGGAGAACAAGAAGGAUAUACGAGACAAGCAGGAUGGAAGGAAAGAGGCUUCACUAUAGGUACGAAAAUAUGGCCGCUCCCUCCAGGUUCGCACAAACCGGAGGCGUUGAUAGAAGCUUUCGAGACUUCUCUUAAGGAGCUUGGGACGGAUUCAAUUGACAUCUUCUACCUCCAUGCUCCUGACCGUUCAGUCCCAUUCGCAUCCACGCUCGCCGCGGUAGAUAAACUGCACAAGGCAGGCAAAUUCUCGCGGUUCGGGUUAAGCAACUAUGCUUCCUUCGAAGUAGCCGAAAUAGUCAUGACGUGUAAACAGAACAACUGGGUGCGCCCGACAGUUUAUCAAGCGCUCUAUAAUUGCCUUUUCCGGAACAUCGAAGACGAGCUUAUCCCUACUUGUCGCCGGUACGGCAUCGCCAUCGAUGUUUACAGCCCGACCGGUGGCGGGUUCUUACUCGGCCGUAUUACGUCUAAGGAUGACGACCCGAAGGAAGGACGGUAUGCAGCCGGGCCGUAUCAACAUCUAACAAGAGGUCGAUAUUUCCGCGACGGAAUUAUCGAGGGAGCACGCUUAAUCCGCGAAGCCGCCGAGGCGCGGGGGCUUAAUCCGCUCGAGAUAGCAAUGCGCUGGCUUGUUCAUCACUCAAAGCUUCAAGUUAGGGAUGGAGGCGACGGAGUCGUGGUCGGCUUCUCCAACUUGCAGCAGUUGAAGGAUAAUCUUGACUAUCUCGAAAAGGGACCGUUAGACUCUGAGUUGCUUGAAGUUUUGACCCAGGCAUGGAGAGCUUCUAAAGGAGAUAUGGACGUUUAUUGGCAAAUGCCAAUGGUGUACACCUACGAUACGAAGGAAGUGCUCUUCGGGCACACAGACAAAUAAAGGGACCUCACGAGUUUAAUGCACCAUUAGGUGCCAUUAUGUACUCAAAUUAUGAUAUUUUACUCUUGUCAUGAUGAGACUCCGAUGCCUUUAUAUCAUAUUCCUAGGCUGCUUCGUGUUUUCUGGUUUGGAGUGGGCGGCGGAGGUAAUGCUAUAAGACAUCUUAGAUAUUCGGAGGAAGGUUAUGA
Messenger RNA from Hypoxylon trugodes, 1375 nucleotides. RefSeq names its product Aldo/keto reductase. Lineage: Eukaryota; Fungi; Ascomycota; Sordariomycetes; Xylariales; Hypoxylaceae. Gene Ontology annotation, molecular function: oxidoreductase activity. The coding region runs from base 150 to 1187 and encodes 345 amino acids. The transcript has 3 exons. The record is from RefSeq and is a predicted model, not a curated record.